AUGGCCUCCCCAUUCCACAUCUCCCGACACCAACAAGUCGAGCUAGAGCGCAAUGAGGCCUUCCGAGUAAUGCGAGAACAACUUCGCCGCCAAGAGUGCGGUAUGGAACGACCAAGCUUCUGCGCCGGCCAUCGACACUCCUGCACCUCCACCGAACAAGAAACCUUCCGCCUCCACCGCGAUAUCAUCCACACCCUCCUCGUCCCCCUCUUCCUAAUCAAUCACCAAGCCGAGCGCAUCGCAGCCCGUACCCUCCCAACCCAAAAAGGCGCCGAGCCCGAACGCGCAUUCCGCGGUGAAGCCCGCAGCGCCUUCGCCUGGCUGAACUGCAUCCUCACAGAAGAACACGACUGCCCGCUGUCCAGCCUGCAUCGUCCAUCACGUGCUACACUCCGAGCCGACAAUCCGAUUCGUCACCGUCGCUUCCCAGCUCGCAGGUGCCCGCUCCGGAUUCCAGUGCUGGCUGAACGCCCUCGAGACGGCAGUCUGCGAAGACCCCUUUGGGGCGAUGCUUUCUGGCCGGAUAUCGAGGAGCGCGCUGCCCGUCUGACGGACGGCGUGCAGCAGCUCGUUCGUCAGUGUUACGAGCUCAGUGUGACACUCGAUAACCCGGCUCGAGUGAAUCCGUCCCUCGCAAAAAACCCCAUGCCUGUCUACGGUAGUCGAUCCGCCUCCUGCACAAUUCCUCUGAAGCCUUCGAGUUUCGCGCGGAAACAGGUCCGUCUCACACGGGAGGAGCAGAGAUAUCGCUCCUCAUUUUUGUGGAAUUGCUCGGAGAUGACACAGCCGCUGGCCGGCUGCACUACUGCGACUCGGUCUCGCCGUCGGUCGCUAACUUCAUGA
Penicillium robsamsonii is the source of this 843-nucleotide messenger RNA. RefSeq lists its product as uncharacterized. The transcript is spliced from 2 exons. The coding region runs from base 1 to 843 and encodes 280 amino acids. NCBI's taxonomy places the organism in Eukaryota, Fungi, Ascomycota, Eurotiomycetes, Eurotiales, Aspergillaceae. The record is from RefSeq and is a predicted model, not a curated record.